AUGUUUAGAAAGCCUACCGACAUUCGCGGGAAGCAGCGUUUGUCAGGAGCGGACGGAAAGAAGCUUCGGCGAAAAAUUCAAGACAAGUAUCCAGGCACCACCGACGAACAGCUGGAGGCGAUCCUGCCGGCCAAGGCUGACGUGGCGGUGACGAGGCUGGUGAAUCGCGUGCUGGUGUACGGACUCGAGAACGGUCUGCCCAUGCUCUUCGAUUGCGACGGCCGCGGCACGGAAAUCUACCCCACUGUGUUUGCGCUCUGGCGUGUACCCGACCUGCUGCCAUCGUUUCUUCUCACGGGCGAGGAGGUUUCCCGCUAUCUUCUUUCAGGGGCUGACCUUAUGGCGCCAGGCGUGAAGGUGCCUGUCGAAGGUUUGCCAGCGUUCCAACGAGGGGAAGUGUGGUCGGUGAAGGUUCCAGGGAACUCAUGCCCCAUUGCUGUGGGCAUCACAGUGUUAGGGAGGGAAGAGGUUAUCCAGGCAGGCAUGCGAGGAAAGCUCCUCAGAAUAACCCACUCUUACCGCGACUCGUUAUGGGAGUCUGCAAAAGGAUCAUAUGUGCCCAACAAGGGCUUCCUGCCAGAUAUGGUUGCUUCUGACCCUGAUGCACAGCCCACGCUGUUGGAUGCACCACCUGCUGUUGCACCUGAAGAUUUCCUUAAAGAUUCACCUGAAGGUGACUCUGGUGCUGCUGCAGCUUGUGGAGGAGAGAGUGAGGGUAGGAGUGGUUGGGAGGGAGAGGCAGCACCGGUGGCUAGUGAGGGACUAGCAGCAGUGGCAGCAGCAAGAGGAGGAGAGAGAGGAGUAGGGGAAGGAGCUACAGCAGGAGCAGAAGCGACAGCAGGAGCAGAAGGAGCAGCGGAAGGAGCAGUAGCAAGAGAUUUAUCAGAGCACCUAUCAGAGUCCCUGCAGGAACAGUGCAUCCGUGGCAGUGCUGUUGCUGCUGCUGUUGCUGCUGGUGAUGGUGAUGCUGCGUCAGCUGCUGCUACUGCUGUUCUGGGCAGGGAGGGAGAUAUAAAAGCAGCUGGUGCAGGCGACGAGUGCAUACGUGCAGCAGCACCGUCAGCACUGACGCCAGCACAAAUGGAUGAGCUGUUGGAUCUGUGUCUGCUGCAGGCCCUCUCUGUCUCUGUCAAACCCUCGCACCUGCCCCUGCCAGCCAGCUCUCUCUGGUCCAAUCACGUGCUGCCAUGUCGGCCGCCCGGCACAACAGUGGACAUAAAGAAGUCGUCUCACAAGAAGCUGAGCAAGUGGCUGCAUGCCAAGGCGGUUGAUGGGCUG
Closterium sp. NIES-65 is the source of this 1278-nucleotide messenger RNA. The record is from the annotation of a GenBank genome assembly. NCBI's taxonomy places the organism in Eukaryota, Viridiplantae, Streptophyta, Zygnematophyceae, Desmidiales, Closteriaceae.